Clunio marinus is the source of this 201-nucleotide messenger RNA. Lineage: Eukaryota; Metazoa; Arthropoda; Insecta; Diptera; Chironomidae. The record is from the annotation of a GenBank genome assembly.
AUGCAAGAAAAAAGUUUAAUGAACCUUGUUUGUGAUUCUGUUGCUGUCGCUUUUUGUCAGUCACAAAUGUCAGAAAUGUUAAUGAAAGUGGACAAAAAAAAGAAGUUAAAACUUAAAAGUUCCAACAAUCUGACAUCUGAAGGCAUCUGUUUUGAUCAGCUGAACGCUAUGGCCAUCGGUGAAAUCAAGAAUUCAACUUAA